Messenger RNA from Schistocerca piceifrons (Central American locust), 1583 nucleotides. It is a transcript of the gene mRpS10, whose product is annotated as 28S ribosomal protein S10, mitochondrial. The record is from RefSeq and is a predicted model, not a curated record. Gene Ontology annotation, cellular component: mitochondrion; mitochondrial small ribosomal subunit. The transcript is spliced from 4 exons. The coding region runs from base 180 to 785 and encodes 201 amino acids. Lineage: Eukaryota; Metazoa; Arthropoda; Insecta; Orthoptera; Acrididae.
ACCCCCUUUUUUUUCUGACCAACGUGUUCGCUACGAUACUUCAUGAAAAUAUUAUCUUUGUAUUGUUAUUGUAGUUUGUGUGGUUAUCUUUGUGUUGUUAUUGUUUUUAUGAUUUAGUAGCGGGUGUUAAGAUUGGUUAAGGAAAUUAGUGACUAAGUUUAACAACGACAACGGCCAGCAUGAACAAAUUGUUGGCAGUAGCAGCACUUGCUGGCAAGUGUAAGCAACUACUGAUGCCCCUUCAACAUGAUGUGCAAGUUUCGAUUUCCAGCAGAUUGAACUUGAGUAUUAUUAGUAGCUUCUGUACAUCAACAAAUCCUGUAACUACCAAAUCAGCACUACAGGAAGAGGAGCUAGACAAACUGUAUAAAAUUUUGGAGAUAGAAGUUCGAGGAAAUGACCCUGCAGUUCUAAAGAGCUAUGAGACCUUUGCAACAAUGGCAGCUCGUGAAUUGGGAAUCACAGUGGGAGAGUGCUGGUCACCACGCAAGGCACACCAUGAGAGGCUGACUCUGCUGAAGUCAAUACAUAUCUACAAGAAACACCGUGUUCAAUAUGAGGUUCGAACAUACUUCCGUUUCAUGCAGUUCCUACGGCUCACCGGUUCUACUGCAGACACGUUUCUUGAAUACAUCCAGCGUAACCUUCCAGAAGGUGUAGCCAUGAAAGCAACUAGAGUUGAGGUGCAGCAGCUACCUACACAUUUACAUCCCACUGCAAUUCUGAAAAGUCUUCAACAGCAGCAGCAGCAACAACAGCAGCAGCAAGAGACUCAACAGCAGUAGCUGUAAUCUUUGGUGGUUACAUGGUUUUGUAGUUGAAGUGUAUGAUGUUUGUGACAUAACAGACAUCUUUGUUUUAAGUGUGUCAUGUCAUUCUGUGUUUAACACUCCGUGUGAUUACUGUUCUGUAGUGUGUCAUUGAAUGGAAACUUUAGUUUUGUUGAACCAGUUAUCAUUCCUUAAAGUUGGAACUAUAAUGAACACUCACAGUGUUAAAAAAAAAGGUGUUGAUUGACUGAGGCCAUGCAUUAUUUAUAAGCGUGUUCUGUGUGUUCAAAUUUUUAGGCAGUAAACUGUUCAAGUGAAAUGGAACAGGGUAUUAUUUUAUCUCUCGUUACUGCAGUGGUGCUAACUGUGUUAUGUACUUUAUAUGGACGACAACAAGUGUUAUUUAGUUAUCUGUGAUACAUAUGGAAUUGUGUCUUUUCCCACUUGAAUGUAAUGUAGACAGAACUGAAUUACAGUGUUACAGCUGCUGUUUCAUUCUGCAAAAUGUAUAACUUCAGCCAGUUCUCCGACUGGAGAGCCAGAGGCUUCAAAAAAGUACAAACCUGAUUGCAGAAAGUUAAGAGGAGUAAAGAUGAUUCCAAAUACUUUAGGAUUAAAGGAGACCACUCACCACAAAGCAGAAGUAUUUAUUUUCAGUAGGCACACACAAGAGAAGGAAAACUUGCUAGCUUUUCGUUAAAGGGGGUACAUUUUAUGAACUUAUAGAUGUGUCCAGAUCUUUGUAAGAUAGCCAUCAAUGUCUGUCCUCUCCUCCAUAUCAAGCUGCAUAAUAAAAAAGUUGUUUUAAUUGUC